Sipha flava (yellow sugarcane aphid) is the source of this 1005-nucleotide messenger RNA. RefSeq lists its product as uncharacterized. NCBI's taxonomy places the organism in Eukaryota, Metazoa, Arthropoda, Insecta, Hemiptera, Aphididae. The record is from RefSeq and is a predicted model, not a curated record. Bases 1 to 1005 code for a protein of 334 amino acids. The transcript has a single exon.
AUGUACAGACAGUUUUGGGUAACAGAAGCUCAUAGAAUAUUUCAACGAAUAUUGUGGCGCACAAAUCCACAGGAAAAUAUUAAAAUUUUUCAACUUAACACGGUUACUUACGGAACCGUUCCCGCGUCUUUUUUGGCUACUGGAUGCUUACAUAAACUAGCCGAUUCGCAAAAUGUCGACCCUAUAAUAGCAGCGGCUAUAAAGCGCGACUUCUAUAUGGAUGAUUUCUUAGGCGGUACUAAUUCUUAUGAAUCAGCUGUUCAAUUACGAGAUGGUCUAAUUAAGACAAUGCAAUCCGCUGGUUUAGAAUUGCGAAAGUGGAAUUCGAAUAAUGACAAGUUAAUUAAAGAUGUUAUGUCAAUAAAACAAGAUAGUAACGACACGGUCCUCAUUAGCGAUGAUAAUUCGAUAACAAAGGUUCUUGGAUUGAUUUGGAACUCAACCACUGAUACGUUACAAUUUAAAGUGCAACAAAAUAAUUUUACAAUCAUAGGCCGAAUUACGAAACGCGAAAUCUUAUCGGUAAUCGCAUGCUUAUUUGAUCCAUUAGGACUAGUAGGUCCCGCUAUUAUACGUGCCAAGUUGAUGUUACAGCAGUUGUGGCGAUUAAAAAUACAGUGGGACGAACCGCUUCCGAGCGAAAUUCAAGAACAAUGGAUUAACUAUAGAAACUCUUUGUGUGUAUUAAAUAACUUAAUUAUACCUCGACAAAUUACGUGUAAAAACGAUAUCGUAAAUAUCCAAAUUCACGGAUUCGCAGAUGCGAGCAUCAAUGCGUAUGGUUGUUGUUUAUAUUUACGAUGUACAAAUGCAGAUGGUGUGCACACUUCAAAAUUAAUAUGUGCAAAAUCCAAGGUGGCACCAUUAAAGAUCAUAUCUUUACCUCGAUUAGAACUAUGCGCGGCGCUUUUAUUGUCAAGAUUAUCGAGUAAAAUAGUCCCAAAAUUAAACUUGAAAAUUAGUAAAAGUUAUUUUUGGUCUGAUUCGAAUAUUGUUUUAUCAUAG